Austrofundulus limnaeus is the source of this 381-nucleotide messenger RNA. Its product is annotated as nectin-4. Gene Ontology annotation, biological process: heterophilic cell-cell adhesion; homophilic cell-cell adhesion. Gene Ontology annotation, cellular component: adherens junction. Lineage: Eukaryota; Metazoa; Chordata; Actinopteri; Cyprinodontiformes; Rivulidae. The record is from RefSeq and is a predicted model, not a curated record.
CAUUGAACAGGUGUAGCGGCUCAGACGUGCGGUCUGUGCGACAAACGGGCUGGUCUGUCCCGGACGGUUCUUCGGUUCUUCUCGUCAAAUGAAAAGAAUGAAGAGUUUGUUGUUUUGAGAUGUUUCCGUUCAGAUGAGAUGACGUCAUGUCGGUCCGCAGCUGCUGAAAACUCACCGGGUGUUUCUCUGGACGCACGUUUGGAUUUGAAGGAGUGAGACGUGGAAACACCUGCUGCCCACCGAGUUUCUGAACUUCACCUCCAACCUGAGGAUGUUUGAUUAAAACCAGAAGAAGGGAGAUUUAAAUGAAGAUGUUGUUGUUGCUGAAGAUGUUGAGGAUCAGGACUCAGGCAGAGCUUCUCACGCUGUUCGUCCUAACUG